Molecule: messenger RNA, 1687 nt
Organism: Aspergillus nidulans FGSC A4
Lineage: Eukaryota; Fungi; Ascomycota; Eurotiomycetes; Eurotiales; Aspergillaceae
Product: cysteine desulfurase
Exons: 2
Coding region: 73-1596 (507 amino acids)
Biological process (GO): mitochondrial tRNA thio-modification; intracellular iron ion homeostasis; tRNA wobble uridine modification
Cellular component (GO): L-cysteine desulfurase complex; nucleus; mitochondrion
Molecular function (GO): cysteine desulfurase activity; pyridoxal phosphate binding
Source: RefSeq, a predicted model, not a curated record
CUCUUGCCUUCUCACACUCCUCCUCACACCUUGCUGACUCUUUUAUGUGGAGGCUAUAAACUGCUUUCCAUCAUGUCUAGUGUGGCUCCUUUUGCCUUGAAACAGGCCUCAAGAGCCUAUGCCCGCCGGCUGACGGCGGCACAGCACGCCCUUCCCUGGAGGGCGCUCGCCACCCCUAGCUAUAGGACCUUCGUCUCGGAGACCAAGGCUGGAAAUGCCCAAGUCUCAGUCGACACGGCCAUCAAGCAGGAACAGAAGGAUUUUUUGAAGCAGACUGGCGUCCAGCCGCAAAAUGCUGAACUUCCCGCCUCCGGUAUUACGGGCGAUACCGCUAUGAGCCCGGCUGCCGGCAUCCUCAAGCAGGCUACGAUCAUGGACCAAGGAACACGACCGAUCUAUCUUGAUGCGCAAGCUACCACCCCGACCGACCCCCGCGUUCUCGACGCUAUGCUUCCGUACCUCACCGGUAUCUACGGCAACCCGCAUUCACGGACGCACGCAUACGGAUGGGAGUCUGAAAAGGCCGUGGAGCAGGCCCGUGGAUAUGUUGCGAACUUGAUUGGGGCUGAUGCGAAGGAAAUCAUCUUCACGAGUGGUGCGACCGAGAGCAACAACAUGAGUAUCAAGGGUGUGGCGCGGUUCUUUGGCCGAUCCGGAAAGAAGAAGCAUAUCAUCACCAGUCAGACUGAGCACAAAUGUGUUCUUGACAGCUGCCGACACCUUCAGGAUGAGGGCUUCGAUGUGACCUACCUUCCUGUUCAAAGUAACGGUCUGAUUAAGCUUGAAGAUCUGGAGGCUGCCAUGCGUCCGGACACUGCUCUUGUCAGUAUCAUGGCUGUCAACAAUGAGAUUGGCGUUGUUCAACCGCUAGAGGAGAUCGGAAAGCUUUGCCGCUCCAAGAAGAUCUUCUUCCACACCGAUGCCGCUCAGGCCGUGGGCAAGAUUCCGAUCGAUGUUAACAAGAUGAACAUCGAUCUCCUGUCCGUCUCUAGCCACAAGAUUUACGGCCCGAAGGGAAUCGGCGCUUGUUACGUUCGUCGUCGACCCAGGGUUCGUCUCGAACCGAUCAUCUCCGGUGGUGGACAGGAACGAGGUCUGCGCAGCGGUACUCUGGCUCCCCACCUGGUAGUUGGAUUCGGUGAGGCUUGUCGUGUGGCCGCUCAGGAUAUGGAGUAUGACUCCAAGUACAUUUCGCGGCUAUCCAAGCGCCUGACAGACGGUCUCUUGGCCAUGGAGCACACCUCUCUCAACGGUGACCCCGAACGCCGCUACCCCGGAUGUGUCAACGUCUCGUUUGCCUACGUUGAGGGAGAGUCCCUGCUGAUGGCCCUGAAAGACAUUGCACUGUCCUCCGGUAGCGCAUGUACCUCAGCGUCCUUAGAGCCUAGCUACGUCCUUCGGGCGCUUGGCAGCAGCGACGAGAGCGCCCACAGCAGUAUCCGAUUCGGAAUCGGGCGGUUCACGACAGAGGCUGAGAUCGACUAUGUGCUGAAGGCGGUGCAGGAGCGGGUGCACUUCUUGCGGGAAUUGAGUCCGUUGUGGGAGCUGGUGCAAGAGGGGAUUGAUCUGAACACAAUUGAGUGGAGUGGACAUUGAUAUCAAAACCAGCCGGUUGUCUUUUAGUAUAUGGCGUUGGAUGUAACAUAUUGUACAGAAUGAUUCCAAUGAUACGAUCAUUAAUCCGUUU